Phyllostomus hastatus (greater spear-nosed bat) is the source of this 3301-nucleotide messenger RNA. It is a transcript of the gene SPIDR, whose product is annotated as scaffold protein involved in DNA repair. The record is from RefSeq and is a predicted model, not a curated record. The transcript has 20 exons. Lineage: Eukaryota; Metazoa; Chordata; Mammalia; Chiroptera; Phyllostomidae. Gene Ontology annotation, biological process: double-strand break repair via homologous recombination; regulation of establishment of protein localization to chromosome. The coding region runs from base 72 to 2822 and encodes 916 amino acids. Gene Ontology annotation, cellular component: nucleoplasm; nuclear chromosome.
UGCGGUGGGGCGCGCCUUGGGAGGCAAGCGUCCUGGGGGAGGUCCAGCCCACAAGAGCUGGGAACUUGGAAAUGCAGGGUGGCGGUAACUUUCGUGGCGCAAAGAGAAAAAGAAAUUUGGAUCUGGAAUACCCAUCCUUUCCAGGAGAUGGUCCACUACAGCUCAGAAGAACAGGCCUCAGGACAGUGGGGGCAGCUGCUUCCCUCUCAGAAGCAUGGCUCAGGUGUGAAGAAGGAUUUCAGGAUACUUCUGGGAUUCCGUCAUUAGCAGCUGAAAAGAAGACUAUUACAGAAAAGCACCUUGAAUUAUUUGCUAGUCCCAAAAAAGAAACAGUUACAUCUAAGAGUACCAGUAGGCUUACGGAAAUAACUUGGAGUUCCAGUGGAAGUGAUGAAUCAGGUGAAGAUGAACUACAGUGUGUUGAUUGGGACAGUGACAGUGACAGGGAAGACACUAAUAAAUACAAUGAAUUUGAAGAUGGUGAGAGUGCUGUAGAAAUAUCAGACUCGGCUUCUCGUGAAAGCAGUCAUUCUUUGAAAAGUGAAGAGAGUGUUUCUGAGCUUCCUAAGACAAGUUCUACAGAAAUUUUGGAGUAUUCAUCAGAUAGUGAAAACAAAGAUGAUUCACAGAAUGUCCUGGUCACUGAUUCAGAGUCAUCUCACAAAUACUAUAUGGAUUUUGGAUCAGAUGGAAGACAAGUUAAGGAAACACCAAUAAACCUGAUGGUGAAAUCUACAGAUAACAUUUUGUAUACACCACAGAAACAGACAAAGUUUCCGAGGACUCCUGAAAAUUCAGCAAAGAAGCAGCUUUUAAGAGGUGGACUAGCAGAAAGACUAAAUGGACUACAGAAUCGAGAGAGAUCUGCCAUUUCUUUGUGGAGACAUCAAUGUGUUUCUUACCAAAAGACACUUUCAGGUAGCAGAUCUGGUAUAUUAACUGUGAAAAUUCUAGAGCUGCAUGAAGAAUGUACCAUCCAAGUUGCCAUGUGUGAGCAGUUAGGGGGUCCGCAGACUGACAGCCCUUCUCAGGGUGAGGCCCCUGGGCCUGGCCUGAAGGUUCUCUUCACCAAGGAGACUGCACACUAUCUCAGGGGGCAUCCACAAGAUGUCAUCCGUAUCUACCCUCCCUGGCAAAAGCUUAUUAUCCCCAGUGGAAGUUGCCCUGUUAUUUUGAAUACUUACUUUUGUCAGAAAAUUGUUGCCAAAGAAGAUUUGAAAACAACACAUGAAGUGCAUGGUUGGAACACACCCCUUCCAAGAAGAAACAUCACUUUGGCCCAGAUGUUUAGAUUUAAUCAUCUAACAAAUAAUUCACCUGAAAGCCAGGUUAUAAGUAGUAGUAAUCUUACCACCAUGAGGACGGACUGGACCCACAGGCAUGAAGAAGCAAAACAGCACUUUCCGUCUCAAGUAUCCCUGACAGAUUCUCUCCUGGAUACUGUAGAAAGCCAAGGAGCCGCCACAUGGUCAGGAGUUAGAGUCCCAGUGGUGGUGCAGAGAGUUUACUCUCUUCCCUGCAGGUGUCAGCCGGGAGGUACCUCAGCUGCUUCCCUCAUCUCAGACCCACCGAAAGUUCGAGUCUGCCUUCUCGUGCAAGAUGCCUAUGGAAUGUUCAGUGAAGUGCACUUGGAGGGUACCAUCUUUAAGGACAGACAGUUGGAAGGGAAGUCCUGCAGCCUAGCGGGAAUGAAAGUUCUACAGAAGGCCACCAGAGGAAGGACAGCGGGACUUUUCAGUUUGAUUGACACUCUGUGGCCUCCAUUGAUGCCUCUGAAAGCACCUGGCCACAGCCAGGUCUGUGAAGAGGUAAUCUCAUCAUUCAAGGAACUCUCCCUGGGUCACCACCAGAUGUGCCAGGUAAAAACUCAUCUUCCUCUUCCUAGCUUCUGUUAUAUCCUCACUGCUCAUCCAAAUCUUGGACAAAUUGAUAUAAUUGAAGAUCCCAUUUCUAAACUGUACCAGCCUCCAAUUCCUCGCUUAUUAAGAGAAAUUCUCCAGGCUGAUGAUCUUGGUACCCGUUGCAGUUUCUAUGCCAGAGUGAUUUAUCAAAGACCACUGCUAAACAGUUUGCUUCUUCUGGAGCAAAGGGAGAUUUGGUUGAUGGUGACUGAUGCCACCCUGCAAGCACAGGAUGAAAAUAACUCUGGCUUCCCCAAAACCCUGCCGAUCUGUGUGACCUCUUCAUGUGUGCUGGGCCAGGAAGUCCUGGAGAUGCUCACCGAAGCUGCCCCUCACUGCUUCUUCUUCAGAGAUGCUCUCCGAGACCAGGGUCGGAUUGUUUGUGUUGAACGCACUGCCCUCUUGCUUCCAAAGCCCAUUUUGGGUGUGGCUUCUGUGGCUUGCUCCUGUGAGCUGGCUGGCCCUGUCAAGCUUGAUGAACUGGAUUCUGUCACUCAGGUCAACUCCAUUUGCAGCAUUCAAGGCACUGUGGUCGGCGUGGAUGAGAGCACUGCUUUCUCAUGGCCCACAUGUGACCUGUGUGGCAACGAGAGGUUGGAGCAGAGUCCAGAAGACAGAGGCGCCUUUUCCUGUGCAGCCUGCUGCCGUGUGGUCACCUGCCCUCUUCUGAAAAGACACCUGCAGGUCUUUCUGGACUGCCCCUCACGACCCCAGUGCACAGUGAGGGUCAAGCUGAUGCAGAGCAGUAUCUCUUCACUCCUAAGGUUUGCCACCUGUGAGGAUGGGAGUUAUGAAGUGGAGAGUGUCAUUGGAAAGAAGGUGGGGUUGUUAAAUUGUUUUGUCCAGUCCAUAACCACGCACCCAACCAGCUGCAUUGGAUUGGAGGAAAUUGAGCUUCUGAGUGAAGAAAGAGCCUCCUGAGAUUACCAUGGGUUGUCAUAGGAAUCUGAAGAUUGCAGGGUGGCUGCAUGGGUGCUGAUGGUGAUUUUUGGUAGUUACUUGUUAACUAUGUGAAAAAUAAGUAUAUUUUAUGAUCUUGAAAUGGAACUUAAGAUUUCUCAGUGGCACAUGUUAAUAAAACGUUUUUGUAAAGCAUAAAUCAAAACACUUCUUCUACAGUUAUAUAUUAUUACCUUUCUGCAAACUCAGGAACAUAACAGUUGCUAAAACGUACAUAAGCUAGAGAUCUUCAUUUUGUAUUUAUCUUAGGCAAUAAUAUUAAUGUAGCAAAAAAAAAUUUGUUCAGUUGCAAUUUUAAAGUGUUUAAAUUUUACCAAAAUUCAACAUGUUUUUCUUACAGUAUUUGUUCUAACAGCCCCCCAAAGAACACACUGCAAAGCUUAAACCUUUGUCCUACAUUGCUAUAUUACUAUUCUGCAAUAAAUGUCCAACCUAAGCAU